Messenger RNA from Staurois parvus, 427 nucleotides. NCBI's taxonomy places the organism in Eukaryota, Metazoa, Chordata, Amphibia, Anura, Ranidae. The record is from the annotation of a GenBank genome assembly.
UGGGCCCCUGUACCGCCUCCUCAUGCUGCUGCCAGGCCCCAAAUCUGCCAUGGGCCCCCGUACCGCCUGGUCACGCUGCUGCUGGGCCCACAGUGUGACCUGGGUCCCUGUACCGCCUCCCAUUGCUCCCACUCUGCCAUGUGCCACUUUGAGGUCUCCUCACACUCCUGCGGUUUUCCAUUUUGUCAUAGGUUGCUGGCAGAUUACAGGCCUCCCAUAGGUGCUGCCAGGCCCCAAAUCUGCCAUGGGCCCCGUACCGCCUGGUCACGCUGCUGCUGGGCCCACAGUGUGACCUGGGUCCCUGUACCGCCUCCCAUUGCUCCCACUCUGCCAUGUGCCACUUUGAGGUCUCCUCACACUCCUGCGGUUUUCCAUUUUGUCAUAGGUUGCUGGCAGAUUACAGGCCUCCCAUAGGUGCUGCCAGGCC